UAUCCAUUAAAAUCGAUUUAUAAAUUUCAAAUACGUUAUAAUUUGUGGGAGUUGUUUCUAUCCCAUUCUAUUUUAUUUGAUUCAUUUAAAAACCAUAACAGUUCAAAUCAAUCAAUUUGUUGCAAAUUCUUCGGAGAUUAUUUGUUUUAUUUUUGAAAAAAACAAUAUUUACAACAAAAAAAAAUUCCCACCACCAUGUCCGAAUCUGUUGCCAAACAUAAUGAUCCUUUGUCCACAGUUUCAGAUGAUGAUGAAGAUUUGUUUGCUUCAGCCUACGAGCAACCAGCUAAGACAGAACAGAAAUUAAAUCAUGAAGAACCUGUGGUUCAACCGCCACCUGUUACAGCAAUGGCUGAUAUUAAUCUUGAUGAUGACGAUCAACAAACAGAUUCUGAACCUAAAGAAAUAAGUAAUGGUGCAAUACCAACACCACCUACACAAAAUUCAUCCAUUCCACAACAUUCUUCGAUUUUGAAUACAUUAGAAUCGGAGAUGAAUACAAUCGAUUUGAAUGAUUCAAAAUUUGAUAAAGAAGAUCAAUCUUCCGUUAAAGAAAUUGAUGAUAAUUUGAAAAAAGAGCCCACAACUACCGGAAUUGCAGGAAUGAAACCACUAGAAACGGUACCAAUUGAAUCACAUCAGGCGGAAUUACCACAGCCAAGUGUAACAGCAGCGACCACUAAAUCUUCACAACAACCGGCUGUUAUAACGCCUAGUCAAAUAACGAUCACUAUUGCUGAACCACAAAAAAUAGGCGAUGGAAUGGGAUCAUAUGUGGUCUAUUCUGUCAGUACCAGAACUACUUUGCCUUAUUUUCGUCGUCAAUCUAUGACUGUAAAUCGACGUUUCUCAGAUUUUCUUGGUCUUCACUCAAAACUAUCAGUGAAACAUGGUCCAUCAGGCCGAAUCAUACCACCACCACCGGCUAAGUCAGCCGUUGGAACGGCCAAAGUCAAAAUGGCUAAAGAUGAUUCAAUUCAUUCCAUGGAUUUUCUUGCUAAACGCCGUGCUGCUUUAGAACGUUACCUUCAACGUACUGCUGAACAUCCGGUUCUUUGUUCUGAUCCAGAUUUUCGUGAAUUUCUCGAACUUGACACAGAAUUGCCUCGAUCAACAUCUACAUCGGCUUUAAGUGGUGCCGGUUUGAAACGAAUGUUUUCGCUCUUUGGCGAUACAGUCAAUAAAAUGACAUUCCGUAUGGAAGAAUCUGAUCCGGUAAGCUUUAAUCAAAAUGGAUUUGUCUUUUGGUUCGAAUCGAAACAACAACAAAUUGAAAUAUUGGACACUCAAUUUCGUAAAUUAUAUGCGGCCGUUGAAUUGUUGAUCUAUAAUCGAAAAGAAUUAUCAACAUCAUUGGGCGUUCUGGGUAAAGGAACUGCAUUGAUCGGUCAUGAUGAAAACAAUGUAUCAUUGUCGUGUGCGCUAUCACAUUUGGCUGCAACACAUGAAAAAGUGGAAAAAAUUUAUGAAACACAGGCAAAUCAUGAUUUUCUUUAUCUAUCCGAAUUAUUACGCGAUUAUAUUGGCAUGAUUGGAGCUGUACGUGAAGCAUUCCACGAACGUGUAAAAUGUUUCCAAAAUCUGACUACUUUGGAACAAACUUUAACUCGAAAACAAGAAUCAAAAGCAAAAUUAGAGUUAACAUUGAAAAAUGAACGUCCUACAUCACCGCAAAUUGAUGAUGAAAUUCGUGAUCUUCAAGAACGUUCAGAAAAAGCAAAGGAAGAUUUCGAAAAAAUAUCCGAAACGAUCAAACAGGAAUUCGAACGUUUUGACAUCAGUCGUUUACGAGAUUUUCGUAACAAUUUUCUCAAAUACAUGGAAUCCUUGUUACAAACACAGGAGGCAUUGAUUGAAUGUUGGGAAACAUUCUUACCCGAAGCCAGGUCAAUUUCGGCCUAAAAAA
Messenger RNA from Dermatophagoides pteronyssinus (European house dust mite), 1906 nucleotides. RefSeq names its product sorting nexin 1 (gene Snx1). Gene Ontology annotation, molecular function: phosphatidylinositol binding. NCBI's taxonomy places the organism in Eukaryota, Metazoa, Arthropoda, Arachnida, Sarcoptiformes, Pyroglyphidae. Gene Ontology annotation, cellular component: endosome membrane; endosome. The record is from RefSeq and is a predicted model, not a curated record. Gene Ontology annotation, biological process: early endosome to Golgi transport.